AUGGAAUAUACUGCUUGGGGUGUAGUAUAUACGUCAUCAGCCGAAGAUUUUCGAGUAGGCAAGAAUAUGAUUUGGACUGAGUUUCGGGAAUCAAAGCUGUUCAAUAUAGUCGGUGAGUUCUUCAAAAGCCUUCAUUUCUUCAUCCUUUGUCAUGAAAUGAUUUCUGCUCGGGAAAAGGUUCAGGUGCUGGGAAAAAUUGAACUCUGUGAAAGUUACUGGCGGAUAAAUAGGACACUGUCUUCGAACCACCAGGCUGUUUCUAGAGCAGUAUUCCCCUCUCUCGUGCAACUAGUGAAGGUGACUCAAAACCAGUGUGGAGGAAAAACCAGACUUGCAUGGGAAAUCCCGACUAAGUUGGCUUGCGUUUACUGCAACCACUGUUCUAAACAUUCACCACUGACUUUACCUUUUGGAUUAAGAUCGCUUCUAAGAUUGAGCUCAGUGUUUUACGAGCUCAGUGUUUUGGAAGUUGGAGGCGGAGUUAUCUCAAUGCUUCCCUUUUAUUGGCUAGAUGAGGGGCUUUUAGUUGUUUUGUUCUUUAACGAGGUGCUGCUGAGUUUUUUUGAGAGUGUUAGCCCACUGGAAGUUCACUCUAGUGAUUUACAAAUGCAGUUGUUUUUGUGUCCAAAGUAUUUGUGGUCGGUUGUCGGCGUCUAUAGAAAACUAUUUUAA
This is a messenger RNA of Enterobius vermicularis (human pinworm), 672 nucleotides long. The record is from the annotation of a GenBank genome assembly. Lineage: Eukaryota; Metazoa; Nematoda; Chromadorea; Rhabditida; Oxyuridae.